CUGCAGAGGAAAGGGGAGGAGAGGGAAAGGCAGCAGCAGCACUAGAGUAGUGUACACUGAUCAUGUGACUGGGGACAACACAAAGCUCCGGGCUGCACUUCCCGACACAGGACAGCCGCACACAGCCCUGCUGCCGCCAGAGAUAUACCGCUACCGCUACGCCGCUCACUGAAGCAGGAAGGGGGGAUAGGAGAGAGGCGGCGCUGCUGCUGCUGGGAGUGUGGGAGGAAAUGAGAAGAGGGUGUAAUUGAGUACAUAGAGAGCAGCCCACACUGAGGAGGGGGAGGCAAGUCCUUUAUGGUGAGAGAGGGAGGCAGGAGCCGGCUGUAUGCAUGCUGCAGGAGACGCAUCUCUCAGGAGACGAGACUAGUAGCUACUGAGCCAGGUGACCCGCUGCUCAUCCCCCCCGAGUCCCGCUGCCUGCCGCCACGCCGGUCAUGUCUUCCCCGCUUCCCAAGAAGGGCUUCUACAGGCAGGACAUCAACAAGACCAUAUGGGAGGUGAAGGAGAGGUACCGGGACCUGCUGACUGUUGGAUCUGGAGCCUACGGCGCUGUCUGCUCUUCUAUUGACAAUAGAACUGGAAUAAAAGUGGCCAUCAAGAAGCUGUACCGUCCUUUUCAGUCUGAGCUCUUUGCAAAACGAGCAUAUAGGGAGCUGAGACUUCUGAAGCAUAUGCAACAUGAGAAUGUAAUUGGGCUGCUGGAUGUAUUUACACCUGACCUGUCACUGGAGAAGUUCAAUGACUUUUAUCUGGUUAUGCCAUUCAUGGGCACAGACUUGGGCAAGAUAAUGAAGCAUGAGAAACUAUCGGAAGAUCGAAUACAAUUUCUUGUAUAUCAGAUUUUGAGAGGGUUAAAGUACAUCCAUUCAGCUGGAAUAAUCCAUAGGGACCUAAAGCCUGGAAACCUUGCCGUGAAUGAAGAUUGUGAGCUAAAGAUCCUGGAUUUUGGACUGGCGAGGCAUACAGACAGUGAAAUGACAGGUUACGUGGUGACCAGAUGGUACCGAGCCCCAGAAGUUAUUCUCAAUUGGAUGCAUUAUACACAGACAGUGGACAUCUGGUCUGUUGGCUGUAUAAUGGCUGAAAUGUACACUGGGCGCCCACUUUUCAAGGGAAAUGACCAUCUGGAUCAGCUUACUGAAAUAAUGAAAAUUACGGGAACACCAACACAAGACUUUGUACAGAAGCUUCAAAGUCCAGACGCAAAAAAUUACAUCAAGAGUCUCCCAAAGGUGCAGAAGAAAGACUUUGGAUUAUUACUGAGAUAUGCAAACCCUCUUGCUGUCAGCCUCCUGGAAAAGAUGCUGGUGCUGGAUGCAGAAAAGCGAAUAACAGCGACUGAUGCGUUAUGUCACCCUUACUUUGAGCAGUUCCAUGACUCUGACGAUGAGAUGGAAGCCGAUCCAUACGAUGAUUCAUGUGACAAUCUAGACCUUCCCCUUGAAGAAUGGAGAUGUCUUACUUACAAGGAGCUGACAACAUUUCAUCCGCCGGUGACUGAGUCAAAGGAAACGUCUGUAUAGCCUGUUAUUAACACUGCAACACAAAAAUAGAAUAUAAAUUAUGAGAACUGAACUAUGAAUACUGGAUAACUGGAUGUACUGUGUUAUGAAUCAUUUGUCUCAUUGUGUUUCAUUCCAUUGGGGAGCUAGUGCCUUUUUGUACUUCCUUAUAAGUGGGGGUUUCUGUCCUGCCUGUUUUCCUGCAGAGUGUACUGUAUAAAAGAGGAGUAUUGUGAGCACACUAGUAGCACUGCGUUUGCUCUGCCAGCCUCCUGUGUUAAUAAGCAAUGUGGCCUGUUUCUGUAGCAGUGAGAUAUUGCUGGUACACUGUACUUCUGUAGAUGUAGAUUCAGGGGAGCCCUGAAACAUUCCAAUACACUCUGCAGUAUUCAGAAAAAUAAACCUUUUAAGAAAA
Pseudophryne corroboree (corroboree frog) is the source of this 1920-nucleotide messenger RNA. RefSeq names its product mitogen-activated protein kinase 12 (gene MAPK12). Gene Ontology annotation, molecular function: ATP binding; MAP kinase activity. The record is from RefSeq and is a predicted model, not a curated record. Gene Ontology annotation, cellular component: cytoplasm; nucleus. Gene Ontology annotation, biological process: MAPK cascade; protein phosphorylation. Bases 438 to 1526 code for a protein of 362 amino acids. NCBI's taxonomy places the organism in Eukaryota, Metazoa, Chordata, Amphibia, Anura, Myobatrachidae. The transcript is spliced from 12 exons.